AUGACUUGUUCCAGUCCUUACCCGAAUUGGCGAAGCUAUGGUCUGCUUCAAUUGGAUUUUGAUGUUGUCAAGCACAAACAAGAAAGAGGAAAGGGAAUAUCCUUUGGAAUAUCUAGAUACCUAACGAGAGUAGAGAGACUUUUUUUCACAAGAAUGUUUAAUGGAACUCCUGAAAAUCCAAGACUUUCAGUCUUCUGCUCAGAAAAACAGUUAUAUGCUACAUUGGUAGAUGACCAAAAUAAGAAGUCCUUGUUUUACGGGAGCACUUUGCAAAAAUCAAUCCGGGGUGAUCCACCAUGCAGCACUGUAGAAGCAGCGGAACGUGUCGGUGAGAAACUUGUGCAGACUAGUGUUGAUCUCAACAUCAAUAAGAUUUCAUCUUAUGAUUGCAAUGGUUUUGCUCGAGGAGAAAGAAUGCAAGCGUUUGAGAUUGCCAUUUCUCGCCAUGGUUUCCUGCCCAGAUAGUUUCUUCCUUCUUUUCUAUGUGAAUUAUUUAUAGCCUUCAGAAGUCUGAAGCUUU
Messenger RNA from Nicotiana attenuata, 520 nucleotides. RefSeq names its product 50S ribosomal protein L18-like. The coding region runs from base 1 to 465 and encodes 154 amino acids. The record is from RefSeq and is a predicted model, not a curated record. Gene Ontology annotation, biological process: translation. Gene Ontology annotation, cellular component: ribosome. NCBI's taxonomy places the organism in Eukaryota, Viridiplantae, Streptophyta, Magnoliopsida, Solanales, Solanaceae. The transcript has 3 exons. Gene Ontology annotation, molecular function: structural constituent of ribosome; 5S rRNA binding.